AACUGCUUGGCCCCCCUGGCCAAGGUCAUCCAUGACAGCUUUGGCAUCGUGGAGGGACUCAUGACCACAGUCCAUGCCAUCACUGCUAUCCAGAAAACCGUGCAUGGUCCCUUUGGGAAGCUGUGGCGUGACGGCCGAGGGGCUGCCCAGAACACCAUCCCUGCUUCUACUGGGGCUGCUAAGGCUGUGGGCAAGGUCGUCCCUGAGCUGAACGGGAAGCUCACUGGCAUGGCCUUCCGUGUCCCUACCCCCAAUGUGUCGGCUGUGGAUCUGACCUGCCGCCCAGAGAAAGCUGCCAAAUACGAUGAAAUCAAGAAAGUGGUGAAGCAGUCAUCAGAGUGCCCCCUCAAGGGCAUCCUGGACUAUACUGAGGACCAGGGUGUUUCCUGCGACGUUAACAGUGAUACCCACUCUUCCACCUUUGAUGCUGGGGCUGGCGUUGUCCUCGACAACCACUUUGUCAAGCUCAUUUCCUGGUAUGACAAUGAAUUUGGCUACAGCAACAGGGUGGUGGACUUCAUGGUCCACAUGGCCUCCAAGGAGUAAGAGCCCCCGGACCACCAGCCCCAGCGAGAAGAGAG
Hipposideros armiger (great roundleaf bat) is the source of this 581-nucleotide messenger RNA. Its product is annotated as glyceraldehyde-3-phosphate dehydrogenase-like. Lineage: Eukaryota; Metazoa; Chordata; Mammalia; Chiroptera; Hipposideridae. Gene Ontology annotation, cellular component: cytosol. Gene Ontology annotation, molecular function: glyceraldehyde-3-phosphate dehydrogenase (NAD+) (phosphorylating) activity. The annotation marks the transcript as partial. The transcript is spliced from 2 exons. The record is from RefSeq and is a predicted model, not a curated record. Gene Ontology annotation, biological process: glycolytic process.